Molecule: messenger RNA, 381 nt
Organism: Heterobasidion irregulare TC 32-1
Lineage: Eukaryota; Fungi; Basidiomycota; Agaricomycetes; Russulales; Bondarzewiaceae
Exons: 2
Source: RefSeq, a predicted model, not a curated record
CCCCAGCCCUCCAAGCGCGCCCCCGCCCCCGCGCCGGCCCCGUCCAAGCGCCUCCUGAAGCGCGCCGACGCCGCAGAGGUCGCCUUCGACGCCGUCUCGCGCGCGCUGUGCCCCGCCGCGCUGUCCGUGUGCCCCGUCGUCGCCUCGACCGGCGCCGAGGCCGGCGAGCUGCAGGAGCUGCUGAAGCACGGCUUUGAGUGCGUGGACUUCCGCUCGGACCUCGAGAGCUGCGGUGGGUGCGGGAUCGUGGACGACGCGCAUAACUGCAUGGCGAUCCCGUACGCGUCGGCGGUUUCGUGCGUCGUUGGACGCUGCGAGGUCAACAACUGCGAGGUCGGAUACAAGGUCGGCGCGGACGGUGCCUCCUGCGUCCGUGCCUAG